AUGUCUCGUUACGGGGACACGGCGUCUUCCACCACGGCGAGCUCAAGCGGGGCUGGUGGUCGCUGGGAUGCAGAACGCUUCAUGCGGGAACGCGAGGUGCGACACGAACCCUCCCGCCGCGAACGACGCACCGCGGUCCAAGUCGUUGGGGAUCGAGUAGAAAAACGCGGUCCCUCUUUCGUCGAGGAAUAUCUGAACUCCCAGGCAAGAUACGGGCCGCCAGCUCGACGACCGGACAGAGACUACGAGGAUGAACACCUGAUCUCCACCUCUGAUGCUAUCAUCCCUUUCAAAGAACGCCGCACCUCCCCCUCUCCGCCGCGGAAGCCUAGGUUGCUACGGCGCCAGUCGUCUCUAGACACCUUUGACCGUGCAGCAACCCGUCUAGCAAGCGACUACUAUCGGUACGACCGGGAUGACUACGGACCCCCUGUUGUCCCCGUCGCCGUUCCUCGAAGGCACUCACCGCCAUCUGAAUCCGAUUUAGACUCAAUCCGCGUUGCAGAGCCGGAUUACUACGGUGACGAAGUGUUUCGAAGAGUGCGUGAAGCGGAUAGAAGUGCCACUCCUCGGGGAAGACGAUAUUCAUUGCGUGAAGAGAUUGUAAAGGAGAAAAUCGAACGCCCAUACCCUCGUCGAGGGAAAACACGGGUUCCAAAGCACUUGGUACACCCUCGCGCGCUCAUUGAUUUGGGCUACCAGUUCGAAGAAGUGGACGGCAACAUCAUUAUCUUUCAGGCUCUUGGAAAGGAGAACAUCGAUGAGCUCGUGACAUUUAGCAGGGAAAUCCGACGAAAAACUCGAGUGGAGGAAAUCAAAGGGAAGGAGCGAGUAGUGACCCGGACUCGUGAAUCGGUUUCUGUUGAGAGAACGCGCUCGAAGUCCCGGCGUAGAAGCCCCAGCGUCAUUAGGCAGAAAGCCGAGUUUUUGGAGGUGGAGCCUCGCCGCACCCGUCGGGUUUCGCCAUCCCCGGCGCCUGCACCGACUCCGCGGACUCGUCCUCGGCGGCGUUCGUCUCCAGUCCGCAUCGUCGAGCCCCGUCACGUUGAGGAAGUAAUCCAACCGAAUACCGACGUCGCAUUGAUCUUACCAGCUCGCCAUCGCCGCAGCGACCGGGAGAUUCGGGCUGAGAUUCGGGCACUCGAAGAAGAAAGGAGGUUACUUAGCGGCCGUGAAACUCUGUCACCUGGUGAUGUCGUGGAGGUUCGGCGCGAUUAUAAGGGUGAGUGA
Molecule: messenger RNA, 1230 nt
Organism: Uncinocarpus reesii 1704
Lineage: Eukaryota; Fungi; Ascomycota; Eurotiomycetes; Onygenales; Onygenaceae
Exons: 3
Coding region: 1-1230 (409 amino acids)
Source: RefSeq, a predicted model, not a curated record